This is a messenger RNA of Verticillium dahliae VdLs.17, 1089 nucleotides long. RefSeq names its product voltage-gated potassium channel subunit beta-1. The coding region runs from base 1 to 1089 and encodes 362 amino acids. The record is from RefSeq and is a predicted model, not a curated record. NCBI's taxonomy places the organism in Eukaryota, Fungi, Ascomycota, Sordariomycetes, Glomerellales, Plectosphaerellaceae. The transcript has 2 exons.
AUGUCGAAGCAGCUUCCGGCCGGGCUCAAAGAGUCUCUGGAGAACUCCAAAGCUGAGUAUCGCCAGCUUGGCAAGUCGGGUCUCCGAGUCUCGGUGCCCAUCUUCGGAUGUAUGAGCUUCGGCGACAAGAGGACUCUGCCUUGGGUCAUCGGCGAGGACGAGGCUCUCCCUCUGCUCAAGGCGGCCUACGACCGUGGCCUCAACACAUGGGACACAGCCAACGUCUACAGCAACGGCGCCUCGGAGAUCAUUGUAGGCAAGGCUAUCAAGAAGUACAGCAUUCCCCGCCACAAGGUCGUCAUCCUGACCAAGGCCCACUGGGCCGUUGGAGAGGAACCCGAGGCCCGCCACUUUGUCAACCGCGCCGAGUUUGAGGCCUCGAAAGACUACCAGAACAAUUUCGGCCUCUCGCGCACCGCCCUCUUCAACCAAGUCGAGGCCUCCCUGCAGCGCCUCGACACGCCCUACAUUGAUCUCCUCCAGAUCCACCGCUUCGACGCGCGCACGCCGCUCGAGGAGACGAUGAAGGCGCUCCACGACCUCGUGCAGUCGGGCAAGGUGCGCUACAUCGGCGCCAGCAGCAUGUGGGCGACGCAGUUUGCGCGGCUGCAGUUCGUCGCCGAGAAGAACGGCUGGACGCCCUUUGUCAGCAUGCAGAACCAGUACAACCUGCUGUACCGCGAGGAGGAGCGCGAGAUGAACCGGUUCUGCAACGACACGGGCGUCGGGCUCAUCCCGUGGGCGCCGCUGUGCCGCGGCCACCUGGCGCGCAGGCCCGAGGACUUUGGCAGCACGGACCGGAGCCGGGCCGAGAAGGCGGGCCAGGCGGGCGGCGGCGGCAGCGGCACGUCGGAGCGGGACCGCGAGAUUGUCGGCCGCGUCGUCGAGCUGGCGGAUAAGCACGGCUGGGCUAUCGCGCACGUCGCGCUCGCGUGGAUCAACCGCCGCGUGGCGAGCCCCAUCAUCGGCUUCAGCAGCGUCGAGAGGCUGGACCAGGCGCUGUCGGCACGGGGCAAGAGUCUGUCCGAGGAGGAGGAGAAGUACCUCGAGGAGCUGUACCAGCCCAAGGCCAUCUCUGGGCAUGCAUGA